UACAGAAUAGUUCUGUGACGGUCAGUCACAAUACAGAACAGUUCUGUGAGGUUCUGUAAAAUGCCCCCGCGUGACGUCAGGUCCGCGGACAAAGCGGGAAGUUGUACACAGACAGACCCAGACAGCAGCCACACACACAAUACACAACAUACACCAGACCCACAGAAGAUCGUUUGUGCGAACCUCGAGAGGGAACAUGAGCGCUGUUGUUGCGGACCUCGACAACUCCUCCACGCCGCACGACACAAACACAAACACGAAUGCCGGGGCGGGUGAAGGUGGCGGGGUUGAGACAAACGAAGGCACACCCGAGAGCAAUGAGCAGCAUGGCUCGAACGUGGUAGACGUUGCCGGAACCAGCGCUGGAGGCGUGCCCGUACUCAGCCCGAAACCAGUCUACGGCAAGGGCGGAGUGGUAGCGGAGGUGGCUGACGAUAUCGCUGCCGCGGUGGAUACUUUCACCGUGCCGACCGGUUUCGUGAGAAAGGGCUCCCGCGUCGACUCGUUCAUGUACUCGCUCGGAGUGUACGUGGAGCAGAGCGCGGCGCCAAACACAAGUACUACUGCCUGGCUAGCGCAGAGUGUCGGAGGGGUAGGAAGGAGAUUCCGUGUCCACCGGGAGACCGCAGCAACGUCAUCACGCACCUCAAGAGAAAGCACGGGGACCGAAGGAGCGAAGAAGGACGCCACCAGGAAGGAGGGGCAAGGAACCAUCAGGUCGGCGUUGGUCGCGAGCGCCAACUCGAGCCUCGGAAAGAACAGGGUCCGCGGCGAUACUAAAGACGUGGGCGAGGGCGACAGCGAGGACAAGGUGCUCAUGCAGCAGGUCAGCCAAGAACUCGAGCGCUUUCAGGCGCUGUACAUGACGGCAGGAGAGGUGCUUGGAAACCAGGCGGGUGCCGCGCAGGUAGAGCGCGACUUCAGUAGUUGCGCUAAUCUCCUCACGCGCAACAGGAGCCGCAUCGACACCUACUGGGUAGAGAUGGUGAUGUUCCUCCACGUCAACUACAAGUGUAUCCCCGCGUUCAAGGACAUUCCCAUGAUUGCCGCCAAGGAUAUCAGGACAUGUCUGCCGCCACGGUUCAACGGGGGGGAUGCUGACCUGGCGGCCGCUGAGGCUGCCUUCGACGUGAUUGAGAACACCAACAACUCGGACAUCGGCGUGUGAAAGUCGCGAGCGUUUCAUAAGUAGCCUCUUUCUUUGACUCCGUAAGAAGGACGUAGCAGUCAAAGUAGGUUGAGUCGGAGUCGCAUGGGAAGGCUAAGGCUUCUGCUCUUGGGUGUUGUGUUACCGAACUUCAGUUUCGCGGUCGUAAACUAAGUACUGCGCGGCUACGGCAGUUGAUUUGAUUUGAACGAUAGGCUAAUUUCAGUGCUGGGUACGAUUUCUAUUUUGUUCAAUGCUAUAGCGCCCUUGCCUCUCUUCCUGUACCUUCGUCGUAAACACGCACGUCGUCAAACUCGUCAUGUUCUGUAGGGUAAUUCACGGGUACCGCGUAAGUACCGGGGGCUCUUCUGUAGACACAGAGUUCUGUAACACCCCCUGUACCCUACAGAAUAUCUCUGUGCCGCCCCCUGUAUCCUACAGAAUAGUUCUGUAGCACCCUCGCACAAUACAGAAUAGUUCUGUGAGUUCUGUGACACCCCCGGUACCCUACAGAGAGUACUUGUACCCUACAGAACACACCCGUGGAAUAUUUGCCCGAAUAGACCAUACGAUUUCCUAGACAGCCUAUAGGGACAACUCCCCUGUGGGUGACAGGCUCAGAAAAUCAGUUUGGUAGCUGUCUUGUGUGUCUCAUAUAUGUUACGUUGUGUAAUUUCAUGUCGUUAAAUGUGCGAAGGGCACGGGAGAACAUUUUCUCAUCAUUGCCUCCUGAUGACGUGGUCGCCGAUAGAGGCGUGUGGUUGAUGAGGUUCCAUCACCGACAUGUGGGUGUGUGUUAAAUGCAAUGGGUAUGUUCACCUCUCUCGUCCAUAUGUAGGCAGGAGGUAUGGCUAUCUCUCCCAUUUGUGGGCAGCGCGGACCAUAAGUAAAGACAGAGUUGUUUAUCAGUUCAUGCAUGCUACAUCAUUUGUGUUUGACAAGGGAGGAAUGAGAGGUUGCGCGUGUGGGUCCUNCGUCCGUGUUGUUCCCAGAUGUUGUCGCGUCAAGUGGCAGCAUGUGUCAUGGACAGGUAGACGUGGAAGGACGGCGACAGGUGAACGGCAGCAGUAGUAUGUUGUGCAUGGUGGCAUGUUGGGUUUGUACAGAGACGCAGUCCAUCUUAAACCACACACAGAGGGGUUUGUUCG
Molecule: messenger RNA, 2295 nt
Organism: Ectocarpus sp. CCAP 1310/34
Lineage: Eukaryota; Phaeophyceae; Ectocarpales; Ectocarpaceae
Source: the annotation of a GenBank genome assembly